Lottia gigantea (owl limpet) is the source of this 723-nucleotide messenger RNA. RefSeq lists its product as hypothetical. The record is from RefSeq and is a predicted model, not a curated record. Gene Ontology annotation, molecular function: S-adenosylmethionine-dependent methyltransferase activity. Lineage: Eukaryota; Metazoa; Mollusca; Gastropoda; Lottiidae. The transcript has 5 exons. The coding region runs from base 1 to 723 and encodes 240 amino acids.
AUGGGAGAUUUGAGUACAGACUCGUUUAGUUUGAAGACUGCUUUUGAAGAAAGGAAACAGAUGAAAAGAGACGAAGUUAUCAAUGCUUUUGACCAAUGGGCUAAAGAUGGAAAAUAUGAAAAGGAUAUGAGUUUUAUUGGUAAUAAAGGCGUGGAUAUUGUUACAAGGGCAGCCUCAGAUCAUUUCUCAACCAACAAGGAUGUUGUUAGUGUUAUAGAUAUAGCUGCAGGAACGGGGUUAGCUUCUCAGGCGUUGUUAAAGUUGGGAUUUAGUAUUAUAGAUGGUAUAGAUCCAAGUCAGGGUAUGAAAGAUGAGGCUAUGAAGAAAAAUAUAUACCGAGAUUAUGUGGUUGACUUUGUUGAUGGCCAUAAAACUGUUCUAGAAACAGAUAAAUAUGACUGUUCUGUAGUAUCUGGUGGAUUCUCACAAAGUUUAAUGCCGUGUAAUGCUUUAUAUGAAAUCGUCCGAAUCGUCAAACCAGGGGGAGUAAUCUGUAUUGAAAUGAUAGAGAGUAAUUUGGUGAGAGUUGAAGAAUUUGUAAAUAGAUUAGAGCCAUUAUGGAAUACAUUCAUAGAAAAAGGUGUAUGGAAAUUAUUACGAAAAGAAAAAAUUCCCGACUUAGUUAUUGGAGAAACUGGACUUUUGAUGGUGUUUGAAGUUUUAGUAUCAGAAGUUCCUAUACCUCAAUUACCUCCUUUAAAUAACAAUGAAAGAACAACUUAA